AUGUGUGACAUAGGCGAUCAAGACGACUUGUUUAGAUAUACCUCGGGUCGGUGGUUGAUCAAUGAAAAGUAUCAACUAGAGCAGCGUUUUGUCAAGUUCAAUGUCAACAAUCUUUGCUCUCAAGCUGCUUCACUAUUUGGCCCCAAAGCGAGAUGCAUACGCAUUGCCAAAAUGGGGGGAAACUUUAACAAGGCGUUCCUCCUUACGAUGAAUGAUGGCAACGAAGUUAUAGCAAAGAUCCCGUGUCCAAACUCUGGGACGCCAGUGUUGACAACGACGUCCGAAGUAGCGACGUUAAAGUUUUUGCGGUCUCGCAUAUCGAUUCGAGUCCCAGAAGUGUACGCUUGGAAAUCAGACCCAACAAACCCAGUCGGCGCGGAAUAUAUCAUCAUGGAAAAGAUCCGUGGAGUGCCUCUUGCAGAAAGAUGGGAGACAAUGAAUACCUUGGAACGCUAUCAAAUUAUCGACAGGAUUGUGGAGAUGGAGAAAGAGCUUCUCAGUUUGAAGUUCCCAGCAUACGGAAGCCUCUUUCUACAAGAUUCCCUGCCAUCUGAAUAUCGUCGGUGUCCUCUUCCCACGGAUUUAGAUCCGACUGGGCUAUUUUACAUCGGACCGUCGUGCAGCCGAGCCCAUAAGGCUUCCUUCGAUAUAUCCAAUUCCAAUAUCGGGCCGUGGACUUCGAUUUUGGACUUUGCGCUCUCGAUACCACACCGAGAACUAGCCCUCGUUGCCAACAAUAGGGAAAAGGUGCAGCACCAUCUGACACACUUCAGUGAGGACCAGUCUGCCGACGAAUAUUGUGAUCUUUUGCAGAAGGUGCUGCUGGUACUCCCAGCUCUCUCUCGCCAUCCACAGGUGCUAGCAAGAGCAGGUUCGACUAUUUGGCAUACGGACUUGCAUCUCGGGAAUAUUUAUGUCUCCACGGAUGAUCCGACUACAAUCGAGGGCGUGAUUGAUUGGCAGUCAGCCCAGGCUGCUCCUCUCUUUAUACAGGCACAGUUUCCCGAAUUCCUUCGACCACCUAAAGACUACAGUCCAGGAACUGAGAUUCCCGCUUUACCGGAUAAUUUCGACGAGCUGGAUCCUGAUGAAAGAGUAAGGGCUACGAAGGAACAGACAUUAGCCGCGCAAUCGAAGUACUAUGAAAUGUUCUGUCUUGCAUACAACAAACCUGUCUACGAUGCGAUGGAACUGGAUCGACGACUGUGGGAGCCCUUUACUUGCUGCCAGCUUUUCUCACAUGGCUCCUUGGUCCCACUGAGAAAUGCCCUGAUACGACUUUCUCAGGACUGGGAUCUUCUCGGGCUUCCAGGCAGGUGUCCUUUUGAGUUCACUGAAGAAGAUAUAAAACGGCAUAAUGGUCAGGUCCAACAGUACGAAUGUGCAAUCAACACGAGGGAAUGA
Molecule: messenger RNA, 1404 nt
Organism: Aspergillus ibericus CBS 121593
Lineage: Eukaryota; Fungi; Ascomycota; Eurotiomycetes; Eurotiales; Aspergillaceae
Product: phosphotransferase family protein
Exons: 3
Coding region: 1-1404 (467 amino acids)
Cellular component (GO): mitochondrion
Source: RefSeq, a predicted model, not a curated record